AUGUCACGAGCCGUGUACGAAGAAGUUAGAGAUGCGGUCUUGCAAGCAGACGACUACUUCGUUCAAAGCCGAGAUGCCACUGGCAGGUUGGGAGCUACCUUAGACCAAAAGAUCAUGUCAGCGCUUCGACAGCUUACGUGUGGAAUAUCCGCAGACGCUGUGACUGAAAUAGUCGGGCUAAUGGAGUCCAGCAACGCUGUAUGCCUUAAGCGUUUCUGCGAGGCUAUAGUUGAUACAUAUGAUGCAGAAUGGUUGCGGUCACCGGAUGAGCAUGAGAUUCAGGAGAUUGAGGCUGCUUACAAGACACUGGGAUUCCCAGGAUGUCUUGACUGUCUCGACUGCGCCUCCUGGGAAUGGGACAAGUGUCCGGUCGGAUGGCAAGGAAUGUACAAGGGAAAAGAUAAGAAACCGGUCUGUCGGAUGGAGGUAAUAUGUGAUGACCGUUUGUAUAUUUGGCAUGUCAUGUUUGGGAGUCCGGGUUCUAAAAAUGAUAUCAACAUUAUGCACCAAAGUCCAUUGUUCAACUCUAUCAGGACAGGGGCAUGGCCCCCGAUCAGACCCGAGACAGAGGUAGCUGGGAUGAAACUGGAUUGGUAUUAUUACUUUACAGAUGGGAUUUACCCGCAGUAUAGAAUCCUUAUGUCAUCAAUAAGUGAGCCAGUCACGAAGAAGGAGAAGCUAUAUUCUUCAUACCAGGAGGGAACACGUAAGGCAGUCGAAAGAGUUUUCGGGGUUCUUUUUCAACGCUUUCGAUUACUGUACCAACCCUCAAGACUUUGGUACAAAGAAGAUAUGAACUCGAUCGUGAGAGCGUGCUGUAUUUUACACAAUAACAUUGUCAAGAGUAGACUUCAUACGUACAACGGAACGGCAGCUUUGAGGUUUACAGAUGAGGAGACUACUCUUCCAAGUGAUAUUCAAAUUGUAUCAACAGGAGAAGGAACUUAUGAGCAGGCAACGUUCUGGCGCAAAUACAUUGAUCCCAUUGAGAAAACUACAGAGCAUGUGAAACUGAAGAAUGCGCUCGCUGAGCACAUAUGGAAUCAAGAUGGAGACGAAAGUGAUUCAAGUCAGUGA
Chondrus crispus (carragheen) is the source of this 1077-nucleotide messenger RNA. RefSeq lists its product as hypothetical. The transcript has a single exon. Bases 1 to 1077 code for a protein of 358 amino acids. The record is from RefSeq and is a predicted model, not a curated record. NCBI's taxonomy places the organism in Eukaryota, Rhodophyta, Florideophyceae, Gigartinales, Gigartinaceae.